Helobdella robusta is the source of this 2691-nucleotide messenger RNA. RefSeq lists its product as hypothetical. NCBI's taxonomy places the organism in Eukaryota, Metazoa, Annelida, Clitellata, Rhynchobdellida, Glossiphoniidae. The transcript has 21 exons. Gene Ontology annotation, molecular function: protein serine/threonine kinase activity; ATP binding. The record is from RefSeq and is a predicted model, not a curated record. Gene Ontology annotation, biological process: protein phosphorylation. Bases 106 to 2418 code for a protein of 770 amino acids.
CAUCAACAGUACCCUGAGCAUAAAUUUGUGGGGCUCCAAAAUCAACUCCUCUUAUUUCUCCAUCAGCCAUCUGACCCAAAUGUUUUAAAACUUUUGACCAAUCAGAUGGAAGUUUUGGAGGGCUGCCUCAUCCAGGUCGUCCUAUCAGGGAAAGUGUCCAUAGAAGACUUGUGUGCUAAACAGCAUGUCCUCUACAUCCACUCGUACAAGAGUCCACACUUCUGCGAAUUUUGCGGGGAGAUGCUUUGGGGGCUGGUUAAACAGGGGCUCAAAUGUGAAGGUCCCUGUGGUCUGAACUUUCAUAAGAGAUGUGUGUACAAGAUUCGUGGCGAUUGUAUGGCCUUCAAACCAACUUCCAUGAAGAUGAUCAACGAUGAUAGUACUCAACAGGGAAGACCCAGCAAUGGAGUUUCCCACCUAUCGAGUUUGAGUGUGCAGCAGAGUGAGAUGAGCGUGCGUCGCGGUUCGAACCUGAGACUGCAGAUUCCUCACACGUUCGUGUCUCACAACUACACCCUGCCGACUCAGUGCCAACAUUGUCACAAACUUCUGCCUAUUGUCGGCCAGAGUAUGCAGUGCAAGGACUGCAAGAUAAAUUGCCACAAGAAGUGUCAGGAGUACCUGCCCAACAAUUGCCAGGGUGAGACGAGGGCAAUCAACGAAGAAACUGACGUGGAGGAGGACCCGUGUGGAAACGAUUCUUUCGAGCCACAAACUGCGCUCAACGAUUCGCCACAACAGCAACGAAGACAGGAAAGUUGUGACGUGGCUACAGCUGCUUCUGCUGCUGCAAGUUUUAAUACUCCUACUGCUGCGAAUGUGAAUAACGAAAUGAACAAUAGUGGCACUGCACCAACUGCUGCCGUGUCUGAACUUAGGUCAGUGCCGUCCAAUAAUAUUCCACUUCAACGAGUCGUCCAAUCAUUUCGAAACGUUAAAUUAACGGGGGUGCAAUCCAUAAGAAGCGAUUGGAUGGUCUGGUGGACCAAUCACAACCCAGCUAAACGACAUCAUUAUUGGACGCUGGACGCCAAGUGCAUCACGCUGUACUCCGAGGAGAAGCAGAAGAGGUACUUCAAGGUCAUUCAGCUGAAGGAUGUAACACGCCUGCAAUUGAAAAAACCAAACAGCAGCACGGCAAAUUUUUCUGGAGACAAGAAGAAAACAACAACAACAACAACAACAACAACUAAUAACACCGCGAACAACAACAACAACAGCGUGGCAUGCGAACACAUUUUUGAAAUGGUUGUUGGCGAAACAAUUUAUUGCGUGGGAGAAAACUGGGCGGACGAGAGAUCGGAUGAGAAGAGGGAAAGGACCAUCUUGUUUGAGAAUGCCAUCAGGCAGGCCCUGCUACCCCUGACCCCGCAGAGUGGUGGGGCUGGCAAGGAAACUGCUAAGAACAGUUGCCAGUCAGAAAAAAUUACCGACAUCAACCAAAGAUACGAAAUAUUUCCGGAAGAUGUUCUAGGGUCUGGCCAAUUCGGGAUAGUUUAUGGAGCCAGACACCUGCAAAAGAAGCAUGAUGUGGCGAUCAAGGUCAUCGAUAAGGCCAAGUUCAAGGACAAACAAGAGGCGCAACUCAAAAAUGAAGUCAGCAUAUUGCAGAAUAUUGAUCAUCCUGGAGUUGUGAAUGUCGAGUUCGUCCAUGAAUCAGCUGAUAAGAUCUAUGUGGUGAUGGAGAAAUUGAAGGGCGACAUGUUGGAGAUGAUUCUCAGCAGUGCCAACAGCCGCCUCAACGAACGAAUGACCAAGUUCUUCGUCUACCAGAUCUUAAUGGCCUUAAAAUACUUGCACGACAACAACAUCGUCCAUUGCGACCUCAAGCCAGAAAAUGUUCUUUUAUCUUCUAAUUCGAAGUUUCCUCAGGUAAAAUUGUGUGACUUUGGAUUUGCGAAGAUAAUUGGAGAGAAAUCCUUCCGAAGGUCCAUUGUUGGCACCCCGGCUUAUUUGGCUCCUGAAGUUUUGAAAAACAAGCGUUACAACAGGUCUCUUGAUAUGUGGUCUGUCGGAGUGAUUCUGUAUGUUAGCCUCAGUGGCACCUUCCCAUUCAAUGAAGACGAAGACAUCAGCGACCAGAUACAAAACGCGGCGUUCAUGUUCCCGAAGAAUCUCUGGGGCAACAUUUCACAGCAGGCUAUAGACCUGAUAGUGAGGAUUCUACAAGUUCAACUUCGCAACAGAUUCAAGGUCGUAGACGCACUGAACCAUGCAUGGAUGCAGGAUUAUCAGUGCUGGGCGGAUUUGAAAGCCCUGGAGAAACAGGUUGGAAUGAACUAUCUGACCUCGAAGGAAGAUGACAACAGAUGGAUCGAAUAUGCGAGGAAUAAGAAGCUACCAUCCUGGCAGGAGAUAGGGCAUGUUGAAAUACCCCUCAACCAAAUAAUGGCAUCGACCUUUAGGUCCGCGUUUUGAAUGUUCAAAGGGGUGUUCAGAUCGUCAGCGUUGUUUAACCGCCAUGACACUAUUUGAAACAUUAUUUUAAUUUUUUACUUCUGGAAAUGGAUGGAAGUUACGUUGGGGUUGAUGUCAUUCACUUGAAAAAUUUGCACGCAAUAAGUCUCAAUGUUUUGAGAUUUCACUUUGGAAAUGAUCAGACGUAUGAAUGAAUGAAUGAAUUUUUUGUUAUAAAAAUCACAAAUUUUGUUUUAAUUCAUGGUUCUAAUAAAUAAACUUUUUGAAAUAAAA